Molecule: messenger RNA, 4051 nt
Organism: Portunus trituberculatus (swimming crab)
Lineage: Eukaryota; Metazoa; Arthropoda; Malacostraca; Decapoda; Portunidae
Product: venom dipeptidyl peptidase 4-like
Exons: 19
Coding region: 916-3363 (815 amino acids)
Biological process (GO): proteolysis
Molecular function (GO): serine-type peptidase activity; dipeptidyl-peptidase activity
Source: RefSeq, a predicted model, not a curated record
UAGCGAAGCAAAUGAAGCAAUCUCGACGCCGACAGCCUGACAACUUUUCCUCAGGUUUUGGCCGCGGCCGCGCACAGCUGUACUCAGGUUCAGUGCGAAGCCAAAUGCGGGACGGGGAGGGUGUGCUGCCCUACUCCAAGCCAGGCCAUACGUCACCAGAACAUCACCGCCAGCAGCUGACGUCCCCGUGCUCCGCUACCGCACUCACCCACUCGUCUUGUAACUGGAAACACUCGCAGGAGUUUACCAGAACCCCGCGACUUGGUGGGCGUUGCCGUGUUGUUUUGUGGUGAAGUGAAAGUGCCGCGACUUUUGAGGCCGCCUCGUGGCUCCCGCAACACGUGGUGACAAGGUUGAAUGGAGUAACAUUAAAAAUUUACUCCCCGGGAAGUGGUGCACCCAAUCCACGGCGGAGGAGUGAGAGAAACUGGUGAAUACUGUACUGUGUGGCUGUGAAUCUACUUACGAGUAUUUGACUGUGAUUGCAAACUUAACUUAAGCUUGUGAAGGGGCUCGUGAUAACCCUCGCCCCUCUCCAAAGAACCUGAAUAAUAAUAGUGUGCAUAUUGCUACUCAAACUACACGCAUAGACUAUACAAUCUAAAACCUUUAAGGUAUUCAAUAAAUCUACCUUAGAAUAUUAGUUAAAGCUCAACAUUCAUAGAAAAUCUUAUAGAAAUCGCCUCAAGAAGAAGAAGAAGAAAAAAGCGAAUACAAACAUCGCUAUAUAAAAUCAGUGAACAAGAUUUAAGUGCAGACGAUAUUGAAUCUUUGAAGUGUGAAUGGUGAGGGCGGAGAGCGGCUUUCAUGGCAUACUUCCUGGCCCUCUGACCCUCCACGGCGGCACCUUCUGACGCCCGGUGGUGAGUGACAGCUCGUCAGCAUCAUCAGAAGCAGUGGAGCUUGCUGGACACCAUGUUGCCCCACCGUUACAAGCCCGUGGCGCAGGAUGACUUGGACGCCGACAAAAUGGAGUUGGUUGGGUCGACGCGGCCGCGGGUAUGGCGCAACAUGCUGCUGGCCACCGUGGGAGUGAUGCUGGUGGUAGCCAUCGCUAUCGCUGCCGUCAUUGUCACCCGCAGCCCGAGCUCAGGUUCCCCCAAAACGGCGCCCCUCAAGGCUCAGCCAGGUGGCAUAGACCUUAUCGAGGUGCUCAACGGGACCUUCUCCACAUUCUCCUUCAAUGGCACGUGGAUCUCAGACCGAGAAUUUCUGUUCCGGUCAGCUGAGAAUGGCCUCAACAUCUUCCACGUGGACACACAGACCACGGAGGAGAUUCUCAGCAAGGAGCUCAUGAAUGAGUGGAGGCCUUUCAAGUACAGCCUAUCACCGAGCCGCAAGUACCUCCUGGUGGCCCACGAUGUACAGAAGUUGUUCCGAUACUCCUACUUGGCUCGCCACACAGUACUCAACCUUGAAACUGGAGAGUCUAUACCACUGGCACCAACCAGGGUGAGGAACAAGAAUGAUCAGCCACCACUGCUGUUUGCCACCUGGGCACCAACCAAUGAUGCCCUGGCCUUCGUGUCCCACAAUGACCUGUACUACACCACCGGCCCUGACCUGGAGACCAUGUACAGGAUCACGGACACUGGACAGAUUGGCAGCAUCUUCAAUGGCAUCCCUGACUGGGUGUAUGAAGAGGAAAUUCUGAGCUCCAACUCUGCCCUGUGGUUCUCACCUGACAGUGUUCGCCUCACCUUUGCAACAUUCAAUGACUCGCGUGUUGACACUAUGAACUUCCCUCUGUAUGGCCGCCCAGGAGACUUGUCCUUCCAGUACCCCAUCCAGCAGUCCAUCAAGUACCCCAAGCCUGGACGUGCCAACCCUGUGGUGGACCUGUGGGUAGUAGACCUGUCCAAACUGAUCAGCGGCGGUGCAGACACUGUGAUCCGCCUGCCCCCACCCACCUCCCUGGCUGCCAUCGACCACUACUUCACUGCUGUGGGCUGGGCCACCGCUGACAAAAUAUCUGUUAUUUGGAUGAACAGGCAUCAGAAUGUGAACACCAUCAGCAUCUGUGCAGCAGACACUGGCACCUGCAAGGAUGACCUGGUGCAUGAGUCACCAGACCACGCCUGGAAUGACCUGUACACAACACCCAAGUUCAACUCGGUGGAUGGAGAUUCCUACCUGGUCAUCAUCCCUACACCACAACAGGAUAAAGGGAAUUUUAGACACAUUGCUCUGCGUCGCUCCUCAGACAAGACCUUGACUCCCCUGACAACUGGAACCUAUGAAGUGGUGGAGAUCCUCUCAUGGGACGAGACAAACCAUGUAGUGUAUUUCAUGGCUGCUCCUUCCGGCAAACCUGGCCAGAGACACUUUUAUUAUGUUGGGGACCUCAAGUCCAAGCAGCCCAAACAGGCUUACUGCAUCACCUGCGGCUUCAAGAAUGACUUCAAUGAGGAGUGUAACUACAAUGCUGUUGACAUCAGCAAGGACAACACUUACUACGUCCUGACCUGUAACGGGCCAGGCAUCCCUCAGGUGACCAUCCAUCGUGCUGCAGACCACGCCCGUCUCUUGCUGCUGGAGGACAACCAGGAGGUUCGAGAGCGCCUGCUUGACCGUUCCCUGCCCCUGGAGAAGCGCCUAGAGAUUGAUAUUGAAGGUGGUUUCAAGGCCCAAGUAUCCAUGAAGGUUCCCCCAGACUAUAACCCAACACGUUUCCAGUCUUACCCCAUGCUGGUCUAUGUGUAUGGAGGACCAGGAUCUCAGCUGGUGAGUGAUCGCUUCAGAAUCGACUGGGGAGACUACCUGGCUUCUGAGAGAGGCAUCAUUUAUGCUUCUAUUGAUGGCCGUGGCUCAGGUUAUGCUGGAGACAAGCUGCUUCACUCUCUAUACUAUGGCUUAGGUACUGGGGAGGUAGAGGACCAGCUUGCCGUGACUGCUGCUCUGCAGAAAUCUUUCCCAUUCAUUGAUUCUUCCCGGACUGCCAUCUGGGGCUGGUCCUACGGAGGCUAUGUCACGGCUGCUGCUCUCUCUCGGGACGUCAACAAUGUCUUCAAAUGUGGCAUAUCUGUGGCACCAGUAACUUCAUGGAUUUAUUAUGAUACUGUCUACACUGAGAGGUACAUGGGCCUGCCAACCCUGGAUGACAACUUUGAGGCCUACAACUCCUCUGAUAUUACAAGAAAUGUGUCCAACUUCAGAAACAAGCAGUUCUUCUUGAUACACGGCACCGCUGAUGACAAUGUCCACUACCAGCAGUCCAUGAUGCUGUCCAGAGCACUGGAGCUGGAAGACAUUCUGUUCAGGUCUCAGAGUUACCCUGAUGAGAACCACGGCCUGGCUGGUGUCAAGAAGCACCACUAUCAUUCCAUGGAGAACUUCCUCAACAACUGCUUCAACAAGGUCUGAUCCUGCGGCGGCUCACUCGAGGGAACUACUUGUACGCCAUUCCUGUCACUGUAAUUCAUGCUGCCCAAGACUCAGUUACUCCAUUAUUCCAUAUCAUUACCUACUACAUUCAUCCCUUCUCAAGAGCUACAGUUUUUCUACAUGAUGCACUAAUGAUACCUUAUGAUGAAAUAUUAAAAACAAAUAAAUAGUUGGAAUUUAAAUAUUUUGGUUAUUUUACAUAUUAAAGAGAAUAUUUAUAACAUGAAUUGGUAAAUAUGAAUUGCACCUUUCAACACACCUACCUAUACACAAAGAUAUCAUCUGUAAACCUCCAGGCAACUUGUGACACAUCUUGUCAAGAAAGUAUGUAUAACAAAUUUCACCUAGUAACUACAUACAUUGUUUUCACAUACUUAUGUCAAUUCUGCUGGUCAUUAUUACAUUCCAUUUCAUUAAUAUAUGCAGCAUUCCAAGUGUGAGAGGUCAGGUCAUGCUGGUGGUAUGCACUGACCUAACUUCCAAGUGUCAUUUCACGGCUUUAAGUGUCAUUGUACUUCCCUUCUAAUUCCUCUGAACCCUUCAGGUCACUCUUGUCAGUGGUGCAAAGCACCUUCUUUCCUCAUUAUGGAAAAGCUUUCCAUGUAAAGUGAUGAUGUGGAUACAAGUACUCCUUUGAAUACAAAAAAAUAAAGUUAUAGAUUUUUUA